AUGGAUAAGUUAUAUUGGUUUGACGCACCAUUUGAUGGUGCAGUUUUUUCUCCAUAUGUGUCAUCAGACAUGACAUUAAUCACCGAGCCACCCUGGCCUAGCAUUAAUAUAUCAUCACAUCCACCACCCCAACUUAAAAUCCGGACGGAAGUAACUAUUUGUUCCGUAGAACUAAAAGAAGAUUACACACAUAUACCUUUUCGAAUCUGA
This is a messenger RNA of Leptosia nina, 210 nucleotides long. NCBI's taxonomy places the organism in Eukaryota, Metazoa, Arthropoda, Insecta, Lepidoptera, Pieridae. The record is from the annotation of a GenBank genome assembly.